UCAACAUCAUUAAAUCCCCCCCCCCCGACACACACACACACACACACACACUCGGAGAUUAAGCACGAGUGUCGCGUCUGCUCCUGUUUACAUAAACGAGUCCAGAUUGUUAGUCAGAGAGUAAAAAGCAGACAGAGCAGAUCUGACCUUACAGCAACAUGUCAGCCCGUUAGAGCACUUCACUCUCACUGUGGGCCUGUCUGAUUGUUGGGUUUCUCUGACUUUGCAGGAACGUCUCCUCACAGUGUGAAGUGAUCUGGUGCCGUAUAAAGAAAAGUGUAAGCGUCUCUUGAAGCCUGGAAUAAAAACAGGAGGCUGUAAAUGAACAGACUGAAGUUCAAAAGUCAAAAAUACAAAAACUGCUUAAAAAAACGAAACAAAACAAAAUGUGAAAGUUCAGGUUCUGAAAAGCGCGGAGUCCUGUUUUCAGUUUUAAGACAAACCACACCGGCCACGAAGGACGCCAGGCUGCCACCAGGGGGCGUCGUAAGACUAAACAGUCCUAUUGCAAUUAUCGUCUCAGCACAUGGAGGAACAGGUGGUUCAAAAGUGAAAGAAAACUGUGAAAAAGUCAAAGCAGACGCUGAAGCUGCCAAAACAGCUCUGUUAAAACUAACGCUACAAAGUGACAGCAUGAGGAAGCAGCGCAGCACUCAGGCAAAGGUUCACACAGCCCGUUAGUUCUGCAUUACUCAUUGCAACAGGCAGGAAACACACAUGACACAUUCAACGUCUCUCUGCAUCACACUCACACCACAGACUCACAGAGGGAGGGAGCAGAGGAGAGGAGGUGAACCACAGAAGGAGCAGAAGAGACGCUGAGAGUCUGCACACUGGACCGAUCGAGCUCCUUCAAAGAGAACAGACGAAGAACGAGACCAGAGAGGAGCAGGGAGGAGCAGGAAGACGUAAAGGAGAAGUUCAAACCUGAACUACAAAAGUCCGGCGUAAACACUACGCAGAAGAGAAAGAGCUGCGAAAAGCAAACAGACGAAGAGGAGCAGGAGGAGAACGUGGACAACCAGAGGGGGAGACCGUACCCUCACCCUUUAAGGAGCAGGGAGGAGGAUUAGACAUAUAAGGAGGCGAGACAGCAGGGACGCCAACAUCGACAAAGGUGGAGCAAAAAGAGGAGCGGAGAAAGACGAGGUGAGGAGAGGUGGAGCAGCGGUGUCGUCAUGGAGGAGGACAUCAGGAAGCAGGGGGUGCUGUACCUCCAGCAGCAGAGGUUUGGAAAGAAGUGGAAGCGGGUGUGGUGCGUCCUGUACAGAGAAAGCUCCUGCUCCAUCUCCAGGCUGGAGUUCUACGAGUGCAAAGAUGGAGGCAACGCCGAGAAGAAUGACAAAACCCUGCGCAAGCAGCAGGAGCACAAGAAGGUGAUCCGCCUGGCGGACUGUAUCCGGGUGACGGAGGUGGAGAUGGAGGGAUGUCCCAAAGACACCGGGUCCUUCCUGGUGGAGACCACGGAGAAGAUCUACGUGUUCGCCGCCGACAGGAACCAUCUGGAUGACUGGACACACAAGCUGUGUGAAAUCGCCUUCCCUAUGAGCUGGACGGAUACGGGCGUGAAGCGUGGCAGCCUGCAGAGAGGAACCAGGGUGGAAGAAGACGAAGGAAUGGAGGACAACUCGCUGUACAGCGGCCGAGAGACAGUGCGUGACUUCAGGGUGUCCAUUCGGAGGACGGAGGCAUCUGAACGCUGCAGGCUGAAGGGGGACGGCGUCCUGCGAGCUGACAUGGACGCUCUGCACCUGCUGGACAAGGGAGGAGACAUCGUGUACACCUGGCCGUACAGAUACCUGCGGCGCUUUGGACGUGACAAGUCCACUUUCUCCUUCGAGGCGGGUCGGCGCUGCGACUCCGGCGAAGGGAACUUUGAGUUCGACACCAAACAGGGGAACGUCCUUUUCCAGGCCGUGGAAGCCGCCAUCAACCUGCAGAAGGUCGCCCCUCCCCACAGACAGACCUCUGGGGGGGCCAGGCGAGUCCAGACACCACCCAGAGCUUCAGCUUGCCCCCCCACCGCACAACCUGCCACUGGCCCAGAGCAGGACGCUGCCUCAGCCCCGCAGCCAGAUGCCCCCAGCCGCUCAGGUGAGCCCACACCUCAGUUCCUGAAGCGUUCAGAGCUUGGGUACGACUCAGCCCGCUUCAAACGUCCCGCCUUCUCUCUGCAGGCAGCGGACGACGUGUACAGCAUGGUGAGCGAGCCGCCGAACCUCCAGAUGAUUCAUCACAUCGACAAAGAGAGCUGCAACGCCUCACAGCAACAGCAGCAGCGCCCCCAGAUGUGUCGCCUCGAACCUCCGGUGGAUAAAACUCUGACCGGAGUGAAGAGUUUGAACCUGGACUCUCGCCUCCCCGCCCCUCGAAAGAAUCAGGUCAAGAUGAUCUCCAGCUGCCCCCUGCCCAACGCCAGCCCCGACUCCAGCCCUAAUCUGAGCACCGGCCCCGCCCCCGGCUCGGUCCCCAACCCCCGCCUCAGCCCUAAGCCGAGCGCCAAGCCGGAGCAGACGUACUCGCAGAUCACCAUGUCGACCGAGAGAGGCACCAAGAGGGAGAAGAGGAACGCCAACGUGGCGGCGCCCUGCACCGACAGCGAGGCAGACUACUCGCUGCCCUUCGACACCAUCGCCAAGAAUGUCAUGACCGACAUCCUGAACUCUCACCGUACAGACAGCGGCCAUGCGGGCGCCGACCCGCUGUACGACAGCAUUGACGAGAUGAAGAUCAGGAACGUCUUCACGAGCGACAGUGACACCGUCAAGACGUUGGACCACAUCUAUGACGAGCCCGAAGGCUGCGCUGCCGCCGCCAAAGGACAGAAAUCCAACCCCUCCACCUCGGUGUACGAUGACCCUGAGGAGAUGAGAGGAGAUGCCUGGAGGAUUAUGGGUACAGCUGCUGACCCCAAAGGUCACGAGUACCCGUAUAACCCCCGAGUUGAUGACUACGCCGUGCCCAAACAAGCCCAGAGGGCGUUUCCGGUUACGCAAAGCAGCAACGAAGAAGCAGAAGAAGAAGUAGAAGAAGAAGAGGAAGAGGAGAGUGAGGAGCCUGGAUUAAGGGAGGAGCUUAGAGAGCAGCGCCAGGAUUCGCCGUACAACAACGUGAUGGUGAAAAUGGCGUAGAGGAGAACCGAGCAGCGAAGUUAGUUUUAAAGAAUUAUUUAUAAGUCGUAACUUUGAGUUUGUCUGAUCAUGUGACCGAUGUCUCCUUAAGGCACUUUGUAAAGUUUAACUGAGCUCAGUGGCAGCGAGAGCUAACCGGCGCUGUCGGCGCGACGCUGCCACCUGCUGGUUCGUACUCGCUUUCUUCAGUUUUAUCGCUUUUGCCUUGAAUAUGGGCGCUGCUGUGAUGGUGUUACUGGAAACGUAUCGUAUGUUCAUGUGUUGCAACACGUGCAGCUGUAUUACUGUGAGAACAAUAAACUCAAACUGUAGCAUCCAC
Oreochromis niloticus (Nile tilapia) is the source of this 3450-nucleotide messenger RNA. RefSeq names its product docking protein 2 (gene dok2). Gene Ontology annotation, biological process: Ras protein signal transduction; positive regulation of MAPK cascade; cell surface receptor protein tyrosine kinase signaling pathway. Gene Ontology annotation, cellular component: cytoplasm. NCBI's taxonomy places the organism in Eukaryota, Metazoa, Chordata, Actinopteri, Cichliformes, Cichlidae. The record is from RefSeq and is a predicted model, not a curated record. The transcript has 7 exons. Bases 1179 to 3131 code for a protein of 650 amino acids.